This is a messenger RNA of Lachancea lanzarotensis, 972 nucleotides long. It is a transcript of the gene SAS2, whose product is annotated as LALA0S02e04962g1_1. The record is from RefSeq and is a predicted model, not a curated record. Lineage: Eukaryota; Fungi; Ascomycota; Saccharomycetes; Saccharomycetales; Saccharomycetaceae. Gene Ontology annotation, molecular function: histone acetyltransferase activity. Gene Ontology annotation, biological process: regulation of DNA-templated transcription. The transcript has a single exon. The coding region runs from base 1 to 972 and encodes 323 amino acids.
AUGGAGAAAAAAGGGAAGAGAGCUGUGAAAGAAGAGCUUUACGGAAUAAUCGAGACACGCAACAUAGAGUAUGUUCAAUAUGGUGUUUCUUUGCGGUUUCCUACUUGGUAUGGAAGCACAGCGUAUUUCCAGCAAACAACGCGACAUUUGGGGCUAAGAGACUCUGAUGGACGACGAUCUGCGGGCGAUGGAAUCGAUGAAAAACCUAAGAGUUCCAGAAACGUGCCGGAAUCCUCGGAUUUCUGGCUCGAAACACUUUGUGUGUGUGAAUACUGUUUCAAGUACACGGAUGAUCCAAAUGAGUUGAAAAAGCACUCUUCACAAUGCCGGUUUCGUUCGAAAUCCCCCGGCAGAAUCCAAUAUCGCACGCCGGAGAUCAGUAUCCGGAAAGUAUCAGGUUCCCGCCAUCCGCUCUUCUGUCAAUGUCUGUGUCUUUUCACAAAACUGUUCCUGGAUAAUAAGUCGAUGUACUUCAAAGUUGACCAUUAUGAUUUCUACAUUGUCUACAGUAACCAAACCCACAAACCGAUGGCAUUCUUCUCCAAAGAUUUAACGUCGUUCCAAAAGCAUAACUUGGCAUGUAUUUUGACCCUUCCGCCGUACCAAAGAAAAGGAUUGGGUACGCUAUUGAUGGAUUUCUCCUACAAGCUAUCUAUUCAUGACGAUAUAAUGUCUGGCCCGGAACAGCCACUUUCUCCCUUCGGACUAGCUGGCUACUUGAAAUAUUGGUCAACUUCGAUUUGUCUACAAUUUUUAGAGGGUUCGUUGCAAGGGAAAAGCCGCGUGAGUCUAGAGGACAUCUCAAAGGCGACAGGAAUGCGUCUAGGCGACAUCUUGCUGACGCUUCGUAACCUCAAUUGUCUAAGCGAGAAAAAUGAGAUCUCGCUGCAAGAGCUCCGACUGUGGAUGAAGCAUCACAGACAACACACUCACGCAUUCAUUGAUGACGACUAUUUGAUUUUGGAUGACUGA